Molecule: messenger RNA, 1748 nt
Organism: Cyprinus carpio (common carp)
Lineage: Eukaryota; Metazoa; Chordata; Actinopteri; Cypriniformes; Cyprinidae
Cellular component (GO): plasma membrane
Molecular function (GO): protein binding
Source: RefSeq, a predicted model, not a curated record
AUCUGGUUCCUCUCCCGUAGAAAGCUGAGCAUCGGUUAAUCGCCGCAUGCAGAGUCCUGGACAACAAAUCGACGCUCUGCAGAGCUCCUGUUAGCUCUCCUGAAGCUGUCAUCACAUCAUGUUGCUGUCCAUCGCGUUGUUCUUACUCUUUCUGUCUCCGUCGAGGAGCUCGAGGCUGUGUAGUCACAUCUGCCGGUGCUAUGAACACUCAGACCUGGUGGACUGCCACGCCAGAGGUUUUGAGGAUGUCCCACAUGGACUUCCCCAUGGCACCUGGCUCCUAGACCUGGGAGGAAACAAGCUCAAGGAGAUCCGGAGCCGAGCUUUUGCUGGGCUUUGGUCUUUGCGUAUUCUAGUGCUCUCAGACAGCAGCAUCCAGGCUCUUCAAACACAGGCUUUCUUCUCUCUGUCCUUCCUGGAGAAGCUAGACAUGAGCCGUAAUAACCUCACUCAGAUCCCUCCUAACUUCUCAGAGAGCCUGUCUUCCCUGCGUGAGCUGCGUCUGGACCACAAUGCACUGGUGCUGUUGAAACCUCCAGGUCUUGAGCAUCUGGAGAACCUUGAGAAGCUGGACCUCAGCCACAAUCGCAUCCGAUCUCUUGAGCCAGGUGCGUUCCGUGGCCUGUCCCGCCUGCGCCACCUUUACCUCCAAGGGAACCUCCUGGGUGUUGUGCGAGACGGAUCCCUCACCAUGCUGCCUGCCCUGGAAGUCCUGCUCCUGGGCAACAACAACAUCUCUUGGAUCGAGGUCAAUGCACUAGCACCAUUGCACAGUCUGUCUCUGUUGGGUUUGGAGGGGAAUCGUCUGGAGCACCUGAACUUCAAGACAUUCUUGAGCAUGCAUACGGCUGCUACGCACCUGCAGCUGGCUGGGAACCCGUGGAACUGUGACUGCGACCUGCACCAUGUCUUCAGCAAGCUGCUCAGCGUGCGGCACCUGCACGUGGAUGACUAUCGCAACGUAACUUGUCAGGAGCCUUGGCAGCUCGCCGGAGCUUCUUUGGCUUGGGUGGACAGCCAGUUGUGUGUGGCUGAGACUGUUACUGUGUUAGUCAUCACCGCUACUGUGAUUGUGACCGUGUUUGGUGCCUUGGUCAUGGCAGAGAGAAAACGCAAGAAACUAAAAUACCGGGAACAGAAUGAGGGGGAACUGCAAGAGCAGUGAGGCGAUUUUGCAUGAGGUUAGGACACUUUUUUUCUCUUUUGGACUAUGAAAACACAGAUAAAAUGUCCUGCUUUGACCCCUUUUCCCAACAAAGAGUAGAUACACUAAUUCAAGCAAGAAACUGGACUGAUACAUUGAGCCGAUGUGGUGAUGGAAAUUGAAACUCUUAAGAUGCAAUUCGCAAACUUUGAACAAAAGUAUUUGGUAACUUAGAACUUUUAGAAUGUUUUGUUAUCUAGGAUGUGUUCAGAUUAGAAUCUGUGCUAGAUAACCAAUUAGUUGUGUGGAUGUGUUAUAGAAUAUAAUACCGUACAGCAGCUUCAUCUCUUUGCCACCUGCAAACUCAUGAUAAAAGCUAAACCUUUUCAGAACUUUUUUUAUUUAGUACUCUUACUAAUACUUUUAUUCUGCAAGGAUGUAUUAAAUUGAUCAAAAAAUGACAGUAGAGACAUGCUGUUGUUGAACUUUAUUUUCAUCAAAGAAUCAUGAAAAAUAUUAAUGCACAACUGUUUUCAACAUUGAUGAUGAUAAAUGUUUCUUGAACAUCAGAUCAGAAUAUUAAAAUGAUUUCUGAAUUGACACU